Syngnathoides biaculeatus (alligator pipefish) is the source of this 871-nucleotide messenger RNA. RefSeq names its product RNA binding motif protein 8A (gene rbm8a). Bases 46 to 600 code for a protein of 184 amino acids. Gene Ontology annotation, molecular function: mRNA binding. The transcript is spliced from 6 exons. Gene Ontology annotation, cellular component: cytoplasm; nucleus; exon-exon junction complex. The record is from RefSeq and is a predicted model, not a curated record. NCBI's taxonomy places the organism in Eukaryota, Metazoa, Chordata, Actinopteri, Syngnathiformes, Syngnathidae. Gene Ontology annotation, biological process: RNA splicing.
UGCUUUGCUUUGCCUACCUACCUACCUACCUACGUCACCCCGCGCAUGCGCACUGACCCUCCCUCGCUCGCAGGCAACAUGGCGGACGUUCUCGAACUUCACGAAGCGGGAGGCGAAGAUUUCCCUAUGGAUGAGGACGAAAGCAUCCACAAGCUGAAGGAGAAAGCCAAGAAGAGGAAAGGACGAGGUUUCGGUUCUGAUGAAGGCGCCAGGUCUCGCAUGAAAGAAGACUACGACACCGUGGAGCAGGAUGGAGACGAGCCGGGUCCUCAGAGAUCCGUGGAGGGUUGGAUCCUUUUUGUGACGGGCGUGCACGAGGAGGCCACGGAGGAGGACAUCAACGAAAAGUUCUCCGAGUUCGGCAAGAUCAAGAACCUCAACCUCAACCUGGAUCGCAGGACGGGAUACCUCAAGGGUUACGCUCUGGUGGAGUACGAGACCUACAAAGAGGCCCAGGCCGCCAUGGAGGGCCUGAACGGCCAGGACCUGAUGGGCCAGCCCAUCAGCGUGGACUGGGGCUUCGUCCGCGGGCCUCCCAAAAGCAGGCGCAGAACCGGCGGGCGACGACGCAGCAGGAGUCCUGACAGGCGGCGGCGUUGAACGAGGAAGUUGGCGCCGUACCUGAAGGCCUCUGGCAUCUUCACGCCAAUUUCUCCUUUUCUCUUUUCUUUUCUGUUUGGACACAACUCUGGUUGAGGAAUUUCAGACACAGGGAGAUAAUUUUUGCAAUUUGAUCAGUGGGCUUCAAAAAAACUCCAUUGUCAUCUCUUUGGAAAAAAUGUUGAUUCCCAUUAUUUUGAUUGCAUUGUAUUUUAAGCCAGUGUUUGUUUUUUUUUUUUUUAUAUGACUUCAGGGGAGUAUUAAAAUUUUC